AUGAGUGAAGAAAAUGAUGCUACAUUAAUAAAAAAGAGAAAAAAUGAAAAAAUAAAUGAAGAACAACAUAAUACUACAAAUAAUAAUUAUGAAGAACCCCUUGUAUAUGAUUUUUUAACCAAAGAAGAUCAUGAGAAUUAUAAUAAUUUUGUAAGAUUCUGUAAAGAUAAUUUUGCUUAUGUUGAUAUGAAAGAUAUAAAUAGAGUAAUUCAUGAAUUAAGAAAGGGCCCGAAUAAAGACUAUUUUUCUAAUUAUAUAAGUAGUUCUGAUGACAGCGAUAUGGAUGAUAAUGAAAAGAUAGAAUAUAUGGAUGAUGAUGAUGAUAAGAAUAAAAGCAAGGUAGAUUGUAUAUACGAUAAUGACAAACCUUGUAAUAGGUAUAAAAAAAAAAAAAUUAAAGAUUACCGCAAAAACUUGAAGCUUAUUAAUAUAAAAAAGAACAAAAGAGCUCGUAUAAAUCUUAUCGUAAUAAAAAAGAAGUAUCUGAAUGAUGAUAACAAUAAUAAUAAUAAUAAUAAUCACAAUAUUUAUAAUAGUAAUAAUUUUUGUAGUGGUGAGCGUGUACAAAAGAACACAAUUAUAUUGUCCCCCUUUUUUAUGCCUGUAGGUACAAAAUGCUGUAUUAAAGGAUUAACAUUAGAAGAUGUAAACGACAUAUGUGAUUAUAUAAUUUUAAGUAAUACGUAUCAUUUAUCUAAUAUAUAUGAUAUGUCCAUAUUUGAAUAUAAUAAAGAUAUAAAUAAUUUAAUAAAAUUUCCCAACGCCAUGCUUACUGAUUCUGGUGGUUUCCAGAUGGUAUCCUUAAGCAAAAGGAUAAAAAUUUUAGAGGAAGGGAUAUUAUUUAAUAAUAUUUAUAAUAGUGAGGUUAUAAAGAAAAAUAUCAAGGCCUGCAAUGUUGGAGAUGUAGUAAAGAAAACAUAUGAAAGUGUGUGUAGCGACAUGCAUAAUGAUAAUAAUAAUGAUAAUGUAGUAGUACGUGACAAUGUAGUAGUGCGUGACAAUGUAGUAGUGCGUGACAAUGUAGUAGUGCGUGACAAUGUAGUAGCUCAUGAUAUUUUUGAUGAGAUAAAUAAAAAUGUUUGUGAUGAAACUUAUAACAAUACAAAUGAAGAGAAUAGUUGUAAAACCAAAAAAUAUGUAGACAUGGGAGAAGAUAUAUUACUUUCUCCCGAAAUAUCGAUAAGACUUCAGAAUUUUAUAGGUAGUGAUAUCAUCAUGGCUUUAGAUGACGUUCGUUCAUCUUUAGAAGAAGAUAAAAAUAAGAUUGAAGAAGCUACACAUCGUACUAAUAGAUGGUUAAAGAGAUGUAUAGAUAUUCAUAAAAAAAAAGAAGAACAGAGUUUAUUUGGUAUAGUUCAAGGUGGGUUACAUAUAGAUUUACGAAAUAUCUCUAUGGAUUAUAUUUUACGUCAGAAGUUAAAUGGAUAUGCUGUUGGAGGUUUAUGUGGAGGAGAAAAGAAAAAGAAAUUUAUUGAGAUUAUUCAUCAUUGUUCAAAUGAAAAGAAUAAAAAAUAUAAUUAUUUGCCAACAAAUAAAUGUAGAUAUAUAAUGGGAAUAGGAUAUAUAGUCGAUAUAAUAUUUUGUUCUUUAUUCGGUUAUGAUAUGUAUGAUUGUGUAUAUCCAUCGCGAACGGCAAGAUUUAAUACUGCAGUAAGUUUUGAUGGAACAAUAAAAUUAAAACAAGCAAAAUAUAAAUAUGACUUUUCACGUUUAGAAAAUAAUUGUAAAUGUUACGUAUGUUUAAAAUAUACAAAAGCAGCUUUACAUUAUCUUAUAUCGAAAAGAAAUACAAUAACAAACGUAUUACUAACAUUACAUAAUAUUUAUUUUACUCUUUAUAUGUGCCAUCUGAUGAGGGUGGCUAUUUUUUCGAACAAACUUAAUCAAUUCAUAACAACUUUUUUGUAUAACCAUUUUGUUGUGGGAGUUAAAAAUGGUAAUUACAAAAUUCCUUGUGCUGAUGAUAAGAAAAUGAACGAUGAUAAGAAAAUGAACGAUGAAAAGAAAAUGAACGAUGAUAAGAUGAUGAACGAUGAAAAGAAUAUAAACGAUGAAAAGAAUAUAAACGAUGAAAAGAAUAUAAACGAUGAAAAGAAUAUAAACGAUGAUAAGAUGAUGAAGAGUGAUAAGAAGCAUGAACAAGGUUCAGAAAAUUUAAAUAUGAAAUCAAAAAAUAUGAUAGAAGAAUUGAAAAAAAAUUUACCACAAUGGGCCAUACAAGCUCUUGAAUAUGCUGACAUAGAGUUAAUGUUUUAA
Molecule: messenger RNA, 2256 nt
Organism: Plasmodium falciparum 3D7
Lineage: Eukaryota; Apicomplexa; Aconoidasida; Haemosporida; Plasmodiidae
Product: tRNA-ribosyltransferase family protein
Biological process (GO): tRNA modification; tRNA wobble guanine modification
Molecular function (GO): tRNA-guanosine(34) queuine transglycosylase activity
Source: RefSeq, a predicted model, not a curated record